Messenger RNA from Miniopterus natalensis, 3496 nucleotides. It is a transcript of the gene HTR2B, whose product is annotated as 5-hydroxytryptamine receptor 2B. Lineage: Eukaryota; Metazoa; Chordata; Mammalia; Chiroptera; Miniopteridae. The record is from RefSeq and is a predicted model, not a curated record. Gene Ontology annotation, molecular function: neurotransmitter receptor activity; G protein-coupled serotonin receptor activity. Gene Ontology annotation, cellular component: plasma membrane; dendrite. Gene Ontology annotation, biological process: serotonin receptor signaling pathway; vasoconstriction; chemical synaptic transmission.
ACAAGCAAAAAACUGGUUCAAAUUUGGCAAAAAGUGAUAAAUUUGGAAAAUAUCUGUUGCAGAAACAUGCUUUCUUUAAAAGAUGAAAUUACUAAAAACAAUUAUUUGGAUCCUAGUAAUACCUAUAUUUUUUUCCUUCUUCAAACUAAAGGAGUCCUAAAAUGCUUUAUGAAAACAGCAUUUGUAUCAGUAUUAAGAUUAGUCUGGUCCGAAAAAAACAAACUACAAAUAAAAAUUCCUAGCUGGUAAAAAAGGUACACUUUGGGUGGGCUGAGUGUUUCUAGGUGUGUGGCUAGUGUGUACCAAAAAGUUCAAUUCAGAACUAUUUGCUUUGACAUUUCUAUUCUUUCUGUACAUAUUCUAAAGUAAAGGUAACAACUGAAAUAUCAGGAACAUGUUUGUGGAAACUGGCUGCACUGUCACAAAUGCACAAGAGACCCAUUGAGAAGGGAGAGGCUACUAAGUUCAAGUGUUUUUCUGUUUUUGACAAUAAAUAAAAUAAUGCAAUCCAUAUAUUUUUUAUAACUAGGGAGAACUCUAUGACAUUCAAAUUCUAACACAACUCUACCAUUACAGGAAAAAAAGAGAAACUAAUAAAUAAGUCUUUUUUUUUUCUACAGCUAUUGGUUUCUUUCACUAAGCCUUCUGAAACCUGAGCCUCUGCAGAAUACUAAACACUUGGCCUUAUCUACAGACAUGGACCAAUGCAUGUACGCUCUCAUUUUAGAGAACCUGGAAGGAAUCAACUUCGGCUUCAAGUAUCUGGCAUGGGUCCAAUACCUUAAAAAAGCAGAUGACCAGUUCAGUCACUGACCAUGCUGACCAGUGUCUGGAAUUGGAUCAAAUCACAGAAAAGUAGCAAAUGGCUCUUUCUUACAGAAUAUCCAAACAAAGCACAAUUCCUGGGCUCAUUUUGCAGAGCUCAUCUGAUCACUUAAUCUCUUCUAACUGGUCUGGAUUACAGACAGAAUCGAUACCAGAGGAAAUGAAACAGAUUGGUGAGGAGCAGGGAAACAAGCCACGCUGGUCAGCUCUUCUGAUACUCAUGGUGAUAAUACCCACAAUUGGUGGAAACAUACUUGUUAUUCUGGCUGUUUCACUGGAGAAAAAGCUGCAGUAUGCUACCAAUUAUUUUCUAAUGUCCCUGGCAGUGGCUGAUUUGCUGGUUGGAAUAUUUGUGAUGCCAACUGCCCUCUUGACAAUAAUGUUUGAGGCUAUGUGGCCCCUCCCACUUGUUCUAUGCCCUGCCUGGUUAUUUCUUGAUGUUCUUUUUUCUACUGCAUCCAUUAUGCAUCUUUGUGCCAUUUCAGUGGAUCGUUACAUAGCCAUUAAAAAGCCAAUCCAGGCCAAUCAAUAUAACUCACGAGCUACAGCAUUCAUCAAGAUUACAGCGGUGUGGUUAAUUUCAAUAGGCAUUGCUGUUCCAGUCCCUAUUAAAGGGAUAAAAACUGAUCUAGUUAAUCGAAAUAACAUCACUUGUGAAAUGACAAGAGAGCGUUUCGGCAACUUCAUGCUCUUCGGCUCACUGGCUUCCUUCUUUAUACCUCUGGUGAUCAUGAUUGUGACCUACUUUCUCACUAUCCAUGCUUUACAGAAGAAAACUUACUUGGUCAGAAACAAGCCACCUCAACGCCUAACGUGGUUGACUGUGUCCACAGUUUUCCAAAGGGACGAAACACCUUGCUCCUCACCUGAAAAGGUGGCAAUGCUGAAUGGUUCUCACAAGGACAAAACUCUGCCCAACUCAAGCAACGAUAUGCUUAUGCGAAGAAUGUCCACUGCUGGAAAAAAGUCACUGCAGAACAUUUCCAACGAACAGAGAGCCUCAAAGGUUCUAGGGAUUGUGUUUUUCCUCUUUUUGCUUAUGUGGUGCCCCUUUUUUAUUACAAAUGUAACUUUAGUUUUAUGUGAUUCCUGCAACCAGACUACUCUCAAAAUGCUCCUGGAGAUAUUUGUAUGGAUAGGCUACGUUUCCUCAGGAGUGAAUCCUUUGGUCUACACCCUCUUCAACAAGACAUUUAGGGAUGCAUUUGGCCGAUACAUCACCUGCAAUUACCGGGCCACAAAAUCUGUAAAAACUCGUAGAAAAUGCUCCAGUAAUAUCUUCCGGAAUCCAACAGCAGAGAACUCUAAGUUUUUCAUAAAACGUGGAAUGCGAAAUGGGAUUAAUCCUGCCAUGUACCAGAGCCCAAGGAGGCUCCGAAGUUCAACCAUUCAGUCUUCUUCAAUCAUGCUACUAGAUACACUUCUUCUCACCGAAAAUGAAGGUGACAAAGGUGAAGAGCAAGUCAGUUAUGUAUAGAAAAAAUGGCACAGCUUUCAUCCAAUAUAAUGAUUAGGAGGAGGAGGAAAUGGAUAUGACUGUACAAAGAAUUAUAUAAAGGACUUAAGUCAUGUAUCAUAUCAUCUCUUUACACUAAGAGUUAUGUAUUAAGAUUAUCCAAUUUUCUUUAUUUGGAGACAAUUACUACAUGAAAGAAAUCAUUUUGUACAGCUGCAAAUUAAAAUAAUUGAGUCCUCUGGUUAAACACUGAGGUAUUCAAAUGAAAUAAAAUUAAAUAAAUCAAUAAAUUUCAGGCCUAAAACAUGUCUUCAUUAGAAUUUAUUUAGUUCCUACUUGUAUGCAAAGCUGUGCUACAAAUGAAAUAAAACAAGUAUUAUCCUUGUCUUCAAUGCCUUAAAAGCAUAGGCAUAACAACAGUGAUAGGAACAGGGACCUAUCAAUAAGUGUAUAAUGAUCACAUCUGGAGAUAAGAAGUUAAGAUAGCCAUUUACAGUCUGGCUUAGUUAGACAUAGUCACAACCCGGCUUUGAUCAGGAAACUGCCUUGAUGGAAGGGUAGGGAGGACAGUAGUUGGAUAUCAUACAAAAUAAUAGGGUCUUAGAACUGGAGCUGUUUGUUAAAUGGCUCAUACCAGGGAUGUAUUCAGCAGAGGUGGGGGUAUUAGAGGGGGAGAAAACAAAUAAAAUCAGUCUUGGGUACCUUAAACCUCAUUAUGUUCUUUAAAGAACAUGUGCAAACUGGAGGCAUUAGACCUCAAUCCAGGAACCUAAACUUCAGUGGUCUCAUAAACUGAGACCACGGCUGCCAAAGAUUGGCCAAAGACUUGGUUGAACUUCGGGCACAAACAUUUUUGAUUUACCUUCUCAUCAUUCAAUUUUGCAUCACUACACCUGGGAAUAAAUCCAUUUUGUGUCGCUCACUAGCUACCAGAUUGAAUUUACAAAAGAUACUGAAUUUCUCUGAGCCUGUUUCCUCAUCUGCAUUUCAUAGGGUUCUUAGGAGAGUGAAUACAUGUGGGCACUCUAUAAAUGGUAGACACUUCUUUUUACUUUUGUUAUUUUAUUUUUAUGCUACUCUCAUAAAUUUAGGCUGAGGGGGUGUGCAGUGAAGACAGCCAUAUCUCAGCCUUUUCUUUUCAAGUUGACCCCUUCUCAUGCCUCAACCUAUUAUCCUAUUGCUCUCCUUCUCCAUACAACUCAGUUUUGUUUUGAA